AUGCACGCACGCGCUAUCUUUCUCAUCGCGUCUGCCGUACUUCCGGCUAUCGCUGCACCAAUGCCAACAAGCAACAUCAGCCCUCUACCAACUGUUGAGCGCCGCGACUAUUCUUCCGUAUCCACAUUCUUCCGAGGUCUUCUCAGGAGAGAACCAGUAGCCGAAGCGGUGUCUACAGAGGCAUCGUAUGUCGUGGUCGAUGAGAGCGAAGGUGAUCUUGACGAUGCCGAAGAAGAUCUAGACGAGCGUGCGAUCGGCUUCCCCAAGGGUGGUUCUAGCAAACGUGCUAUCGGCUUCCCCAAGGGUGGCUCCAGCAAGCGUGCGAUCGGUUUCCCCAAGGGUGGUUCCAGCAAACGUGCUAUCGGCUUUCCCAAGGGUGGAUCGAGCAAGCGUGCUAUCGGCUUCCCCAAGGGUGGCUCCAGCAAGCGUGCUAUCGGCUUCCCGAAAGGUGGCUCCAGCAAGCGUGCUAUCGGUUUCCCGAAAGGUGGCUCCAGCAAGCGUGCGAUCGGUUUUCCCAAGGGUGGUUCCAGCAAGCGUGCUAUCGGCUUUCCCAAGGGUGGCUCCAGCAGGCGUGCGAUCGGCUUCCCGAAAGGUGGCUCCAGCAAGCGUGACGUUGCCGAGAGUGUGAAUGAGGCGUCGCGUUGA
Messenger RNA from Alternaria novae-zelandiae, 645 nucleotides. RefSeq lists its product as uncharacterized. The transcript is spliced from 2 exons. Bases 1 to 645 code for a protein of 214 amino acids. The record is from RefSeq and is a predicted model, not a curated record. NCBI's taxonomy places the organism in Eukaryota, Fungi, Ascomycota, Dothideomycetes, Pleosporales, Pleosporaceae.